AUGCAUACCGACAACUCUACUAUCUCUCCUACUACUGAUAAUAAUUCGCCUGCGGACGAGAGGAACCAUAGCCCCCCUGCAUUCCUCGACCUCGCAGACUCGCGAAUGGGCAAUAAUGUGACUGAAGUGUCCGUUCAGGUCAAGCUCAAGCAUGAGCGUCAGCGGCAACUCCAACGGCAAAUGUUUGAAGAACAAAUGCGUGCCUUGGAGCAGCAACAGGCCCAAGAGUUGCUUAAUAUCCCAUUCGACUCACCGGUCCAACACCUGGCGGUGUCUGCUCCGACCACGCCCCCUCGAGUGAACGCAGCUCUCAACGGCGAAGCCCAUCCCGCCCCGCAACGUCGGUCCCAAAAUUUCGAUGCCGAGACUCUCUCCAAAGCUGUCGGAACUGCAGUUUCGGACAAACGCAAGUCCGUCACGUAUGCCCCGACGGUGAACUUGUCACCCGACCUCAGUACCACCAAUGGCAACAGCUUUUCGCGCACUGCCGGUGCCAAGAGCAUGCCAGCCAGCCGUCGUACCUCUGCAAGCGAACACGAUGAAGAUUUGGCUGGCCAUUUGCAGGGCUUGUCCAUGGCUGGCGAACGGACCUCGCCUAUUCCAUUGACAGCGUCAAUCUUGACGCGUGCUGCUUCACGUUAUGGAGAUGACGAAGGCGCUCGUUAUGCUAGCACCUAUAACGCUGGUAUGAUGCUCGACGAGCAGCUAGAUCAGGAAAUGCAUAAUGCCAUGAGGAACCUUCCGACCUCUGAUGAUGACAAGUACACUUCAUUUGCGGGCAAGCAAAUUUCGACCUCCUCCGCUGCUCUUGAUUUGGCUCACAUCUCGCAAACGUCGCCCCGUACUUCGUUUGCUUCACGAACACUCGAAACCCGCGACAAGUCUUCCGAGUGGCCUCAAUUCCCUGGCCCUGCACGACCUGUACCUGGGGCGGAUCGCCGAACCGUUACCAAUCCCAACCUGACCCUUUCCGCUGAUGCGAACAAACUGAACACUGUGUCGGCUUCAGCCACUCCUCUUACCCAGAGUCACAGCCAGCUUGGCAACCACACUCAAGUUUCAACUUCUCGUCGUGGAUCACCUCCGAGCCUUUUGGAAAGUUUAAACGCCACUACUCGUUCUGUUCCGGCAACUCCACUUGGCCUUCCGACUAGCGCUGUUCAUAUUCUCAAGUCUCCCGGGACACCCGAGACUCAAGCUUUGACUAGUCGUCUCAGUUCGGUCGGUGAAAAUGCUGUCAACGCCAACGAUCUCACGGCGUCUCUUUCUCGGCUUCCAUCGGGCCAGUACGACAAUGGAUCAUACGGUUUAGAUGAGUACGGCAAUGGUAUGGAUUCGGUCUACGGACUAAACGGACUCGAUGGUAACUCUUACGGUGGAUAUGGCUUCGACAACGGCCGCUCUGCCAACUCGAAUACCACCAGUGGUUCGACGGCGCUUUACCACCACAACGGUUCGCGGUACGGGCUCGGAAUUCCUUCGAGGAAUGGAUCCGCGGUCGAUGGCAAGAUGAACGGAUUACAUGGUCCUAAACACAAGCGUGGCGACAUGGACCGCGAGUUCAAUAGAUUCGCAGGCACAAGGCUUGAAGACCUCCAAGGCGAAAUUCCAGCUCUCUGCAAAGACCAGCAUGGGUGUCGCUACUUGCAGAAAAAGCUGGAGGAGGGUUCUGCAGAGCAUAGGGACAUGAUCUUCCGCGAAACCUUUGGGCAUUUCGCUGAUCUCAUGACUGAUCCAUUCGGCAACUACCUUUGCCAGAAGUUGCUCGAGUACUCAACGGAUGAGCAGCGAGGCGUCAUUUGUGACAGCGUCGCACAGGACCUCGUCAAUAUCUCUUUGAACAUGCAUGGUACUCGUGCUGUUCAGAAGAUGAUUGAUUUCUUGUCCUCGCGUCGACAGGCGAGUCUUGACUUUCGCUGCCUCUCUGCCGACGCACGAUAUAACGCGCAGAUCCACUCCAUCAUUGUUGCGUUAAGCCUCCAUGUGGUGGUUCUUAUCAAGGACCUGAACGGGAAUCAUGUUAUCCAAAAAUGCCUAAACAAGCUUACGCCCGAAGACAACCAGUUCAUUUACAAUGCUGUCGCGGCGAACUGUGUCGAAGUGGCGACUCACCGCCACGGUUGUUGCGUUCUCCAACGUUGCAUUGACCAUGCUUCGGACCACCAGCGCAUUCAACUGGUCAAUGAGAUCACCUACAACGCCUUGACGCUUGUCCAGGACCCUUAUGGCAACUAUGUGGUUCAGUACAUAUUAGAUUUGAACGACAACCGUUUCAGUGAUGCCGUCAUCCGCCAAUUCGCAGGCAAUGUCUGCGCCCUGUCAGUACAGAAGUUCAGCUCCAAUGUCAUUGAAAAGUGUGUUCGUGUUGCGGAACACAGCACGCGCAAGCUUUUGAUUGAAGAGUUGCUCAAUCGUACCCGACUGGAGAAACUUCUCCGCGACUCCUAUGGAAACUAUUGUGUGCAGACCGCUCUGGAUUAUGCCGAGCCCACUCAGAGGGCUUUGCUCGUUGAAGGCAUUCGACCAGUCCUUCCAUUGAUUCGCAACACGCCCUAUGGCAAGCGCAUCCAGAACAAACUGCAACGGGAGCAAAUGGAGCAUUACAACAAUGGCGGCUACCAGCAACACCCGCAGACGCUUGCCCUUCCUCUUAGCCAAGGCAUGCCUCAACGCCACAUGUCUUCGCCUCUCCACGCCAACGGUCUCGGGGACAUGUAUGGUCAAGGCGGACUGUACCCUCAGUCCUCUUUUGGCCAGUCGCAUCUUGGCCACCACGGGUUGCAACAGUCGAUUGAUGGCUACGUUCUUCAAGGCAACUCGAGCCAUCUUGGCCUGGCCAGCUCGCACCAUGGUGGUGGGCUUUCUGGCGCGCCGUUUGGAGGGAUUAGCCCCUUUGGCGCUGCCGCAUUGACGAGCUCCAUGUCCGACCCAUACCAAAGGUCGUUCGGAUAUGGAAUGUAA
This is a messenger RNA of Mycena indigotica, 2961 nucleotides long. Its product is annotated as RNA-binding protein. Lineage: Eukaryota; Fungi; Basidiomycota; Agaricomycetes; Agaricales; Mycenaceae. Gene Ontology annotation, molecular function: mRNA binding. Gene Ontology annotation, cellular component: cytoplasm. Gene Ontology annotation, biological process: post-transcriptional regulation of gene expression. The transcript is spliced from 13 exons. The record is from RefSeq and is a predicted model, not a curated record. The coding region runs from base 1 to 2961 and encodes 986 amino acids.